Salmo salar (Atlantic salmon) is the source of this 404-nucleotide messenger RNA. Its product is annotated as NADH dehydrogenase [ubiquinone] 1 alpha subcomplex subunit 3. Lineage: Eukaryota; Metazoa; Chordata; Actinopteri; Salmoniformes; Salmonidae. The record is from RefSeq and is a predicted model, not a curated record. Gene Ontology annotation, cellular component: mitochondrial inner membrane; respiratory chain complex I.
ACUACAGUUCCCAUGUUCCCCAGCCCAGCAAAACUACAAACAGCAACAUGGCAGGAAUUGGAGCUUUCCUGAAGAAUGCGUGGAAUAAGGAGCCGGUGGUAUUGGCCGCCUGCGCAAUUGGACUUCUCGCCGUUACUGUUCCAUUAGUGAGUCCCUUAACGAAGUACUCAGGCAUGAUGAAUGCAGCUGUGCCAUACAACUACCCAGUCCCUGUGCGAAACAAUGGCAAGAUGGACGAUGUCCCCAGCCACCCUUGUGACCCUAAAGGACCAAACCUGGACUGGAUUAAAAGCUUGUAACCGUCCACAUUCCCUUCCCUGUACAGACCACAGCCCGUUGUUCCUGUCUCUCUGUGUCUGCUUCUCAGUAGAUGGCCCUCAAUAAAGAUGAUCUAUUUAAUACCA